Cercocebus atys (sooty mangabey) is the source of this 1854-nucleotide messenger RNA. It is a transcript of the gene SMS, whose product is annotated as spermine synthase. Gene Ontology annotation, biological process: spermine biosynthetic process. Gene Ontology annotation, molecular function: spermine synthase activity. The transcript has 11 exons. Bases 249 to 1349 code for a protein of 366 amino acids. The record is from RefSeq and is a predicted model, not a curated record. NCBI's taxonomy places the organism in Eukaryota, Metazoa, Chordata, Mammalia, Primates, Cercopithecidae.
CACCAUUAGCGAGGCCUCACACCCGGCGCUCCAAGUUCGGGGCUGGAGGCGUCCUGGCUUCCUCCCUCCCGGAGGCGGGACCGGCCCCGCCCCCGCGCCCCGGGUCUCUCCCGGCGGCCCCUCCCACCUCCUAGUCCUGGCCUCCCCGGGCGCAGCGCACUCCCCGCCGGCCGCAGCCUGACACGCCGCGCGGCCCCCCAGUCUCCCGCGGCCGCUCCCCCAGGCAUGGCACAGGGCCUCGCCUCACUAUGGCAGCAGCACGGCACAGCACGCUCGACUUCAUGCUCGGCGCCAAAGCUGAUGGUGAGACCAUUCUAAAAGGCCUCCAGUCCAUUUUCCAGGAGCAAGGAAUGGCGGAGUCGGUGCACACCUGGCAGGACCAUGGCUAUUUAGCAACCUACACAAACAAGAACGGCAGCUUUGCCAAUUUGAGAAUUUACCCACAUGGAUUGGUGUUGCUGGACCUUCAGAGUUAUGAUGGUGAUGCGCAAGGCAAAGAAGAGAUCGACAGUAUUUUGAACAAAGUAGAAGAAAGAAUGAAAGAAUUGAGUCAGGACAGUACUGGGCGGGUGAAACGAUUACCACCCAUAGUGCGAGGAGGAGCCAUCGACAGAUACUGGCCAACUGCUGAUGGGCGCCUGGUUGAAUAUGACAUAGAUGAAGUGGUAUAUGACGAAGAUUCACCUUAUCAAAAUAUAAAAAUUCUACACUCGAAGCAGUUUGGAAAUAUUCUCAUCCUUAGUGGGGAUGUUAAUUUGGCAGAGAGUGAUUUGGCGUAUACACGGGCCAUCAUGGGCAGUGGCAAAGAAGAUUACACUGGCAAAGAUGUACUCAUUCUGGGAGGUGGAGAUGGAGGCAUAUUGUAUGAAAUAGUCAAACUAAAACCAAAGAUGGUCACUAUGGUAGAGAUUGACCAAAUGGUGAUCGAUGGGUGUAAGAAAUACAUGCGAAAAACGUGUGGCGAUGUCUUAGACAAUCUUAAAGGAGACUGCUAUCAGGUUCUAAUAGAAGACUGUAUUCCGGUACUGAAGAGGUACGCCAAAGAAGGGAGAGAAUUUGAUUAUGUGAUUAAUGAUUUGACUGCUGUUCCAAUCUCCACGUCUCCAGAAGAAGAUUCCACAUGGGAGUUUCUCAGACUGAUUCUUGACCUCUCAAUGAAAGUGUUGAAACAGGAUGGGAAAUAUUUUACACAGGGGAACUGUGUCAAUCUGACAGAAGCGCUGUCGCUCUAUGAAGAACAGCUGGGGCACCUGUAUUGUCCUGUGGAAUUUUCAAAGGAGAUCGUCUGUGUCCCUUCAUAUUUGGAAUUGUGGGUAUUUUACACUGUUUGGAAGAAAGCUAAACCUUGAAGAUCAAUAGCCCCUAAUCACAUGUGCUGCGAAUGGCCUUCCUGACCUCCAUAUGCUGUACAUGACAUCGAAAUGAGUCAGGCAAUUGAUUGUGAAUUCCUUAAAGUUUUCCUUUUUUUAAUAAUUAUUUUUAAUUUAAACAAGCAAAUGGCAAAUGUAUAUUUUGAUGAGCUUAGGGUGUUAUUUUUUUUUGAAAGUCAGCUGAAGGAUGGUUAGACAGCACAGCGAAGACUGCUAAAUGCACUGACCUCCCCUCCCCCCGCCAUUAGAAUGUGAUUUUUGUUCCUUUUUAUUUCUCUGUGGGCUUUUGUUUUUGUUUUUGUUUUUGUUUUCGUAGAUCUUCAAUUUGGAUAUUUGGAGGAGUAAACAUCGUUGUUUUGCUGGAGGGAUGAUCUUGAUGAUGUUUCUUUCCCCAAAAAUUGACUUAGAUAUUAAAAUUUGGUGCUUAUAAGAGAGAGUUAAAAAAAUAAAUAGGAUUGCUUCAAUUAAAAUUACAAAAGAGACA